This is a messenger RNA of Neocloeon triangulifer, 1678 nucleotides long. RefSeq lists its product as uncharacterized. The coding region runs from base 315 to 1433 and encodes 372 amino acids. The transcript has 4 exons. Lineage: Eukaryota; Metazoa; Arthropoda; Insecta; Ephemeroptera; Baetidae. The record is from RefSeq and is a predicted model, not a curated record.
UCCCUUCUCUGGUACCGCCGCCAUAAGAAAGCACCAAUUUAUGCAUACAAAUGUGCAUCCAAAGAGGCAGCGAGCCGAAAACAAAGCGCAGGAUCUUGACAUUGCGGCUAGCCAAGCUCAUCUCCGCCGACGAUGAGUCCAGCUGGUGCCUCCUCCGCCGCCUCGGACAAUGUAUCAAAAAGCAGUGGGGUUGAAACAAGUGUACAUCAUUAAUUACUUGCAAAAUUUCACUCUCGGAUAGGAAAGGGAAAGGUAUAAAGCCCUCGGGUUAGAAACGUUCCCGCAGUUUAGUUUCAUCUUCCGAAGGGCGUAUAAUGUCGAGGCGAGAUCAGGUUCUGUUGGUGGCUUUGCUCGUUUUUGUGCGGAUUAGCGCCUCGGUGCAGACGGGCGAGGACAAGAAGGAGGCGCGCGAUGGUCUUUUUAUGGACGUGGACCCACCCCUUCCCUCGGGGGCUGGUUUCACUUUUGGGUCUUUUGCUGAUGACCUCAUGCAGUGCAACCCUAGAUCCAACAACAUCUUCACUAAUUCUGACGGACUGGGUGAGUGUCUGAAGCGUCGCGCCGUGACGCACCUUUUGUCAGGCGCACCCUCGACCGUCGGUUUUUCAGACGCGAUUUCCUUCGUGGCUUCGGCGGACACAGCGUCAGGGUCGCGCGCCCUGCCGCACUUUCAACACUACCCUGGCGAGGCGCCGUCGCUGGCGGAGGCGAUGCGCCACUUCCUCGGCCAACGCAUCAUGCGUUGGCAACUCGACACCCUCUACCCCGGCCUGGUCAUGAGGGUUGGACCCAUGGGGGUGCACGACUCGGGCAUGCUCGAGUUCGUCCUUGAGAAACUCUACGACGACACCGACCGCGCCCUUGGCCCAGGCAAAUUAUUGGUGAAGCGCACCGUCCUGCCCGCACUUCUCGGCUUCAAACUGAAGCUAUCGACGCUGAUGCCGAUCCUUUUGGCCGUCUUUUUCUUCAUGGCCUCCAAGGCAGUGUUUUUCAGCAAAGUGGCCAUCAUGUUCGGCGCCCUGAUCGGCCUCAAGUCGUUCCUCUUCAGCGGCCACCACAGUCACCACGGCCACCUCGGGCCGUACGGUCUGCACCCCGUCGGACACGCGUCCGAACCCACGUUCUGGGACUCGUUUUUCGACAACGGCCUCAAACAGCAGCACAACCCCUACGGACCGGUCAGUUUCAAAAGCGUCCGGGCCAUCCCGCAACCCCAGCACCAGGCGCCGGCGCCCAUUUUCCAGCAGCCGGAAAUCCUCGACCCGGCCAACGACCACGUCCCCCGUGACCUAGACGGCGCAGGUCAGCAACAGCGAACUGUCAAGUUCGCAGACGUGAAGCCCUUGGUGGUGCACGAUGACCAGAGGACGACGGCCAAGAGAAAUUUCGCUUGGGACGAAACUGAGCUGAAGAAGAUGCAGCAAAGGCAGUAGAAAAAAAAAGUUAAUUUAAAAUUUCAUCAUUAGUUAAAAAUUAAGUUAGAUUUUUCUGUCUUAUCUGAAGAAGUUAAUUAUUUUCAUUAAAAUUCAUCAAUUUUAUUUAAUACAUAUUUAGUAUCAAAGCAAUUAAUUUUUUUUUAUAGAUCAACUUUCAAUUUUCAUGAUAUUUAAGAUGAAAUAUCGAUUUAUUAAAUCACAGUAAAUUUAUUAGUUUUUACUUUUAACUAAGAUAAAAAGGA